CUUAUUCAAACAUAGACAAUGGGUUCUACUAGUAGCCAUGGCAAUACAAGUUUGUUGUUGUUGCUAUUGUUUUCAGUUCUGGUUUCCAAUUGUUCAUCGUUGACGACAGUGCAAAUACAGAAUGAUAUCGACGAUGAUAAUAUUUCAUUGGAUAUGCAUUGCUGGUCAAAAAAUGACGAUCUGGGUCAACGCUCGCUCUAUAAAGGUGACGAAUGGCACUGGGAGUUUCGCGCAAUUGAAGGUUUAACAUAUUUCUGGUGUGAUUUUCGUUGGUACGAUAAUUUGAACUAUCAUUGGUUAGGUGGGACUUUCGAUGUUUACCGUUCCGGAUUCCCAAGAGACAAGUACAAAAAUGAGCUUUGUGGUACGGACUGCGUGUGGUCUGCUCGCCGAGAUGGAUUUUAUUUGUACCAAGACGAUAUAGAUGACUGGAACAAAAGAGAUGAAUGGCAUGUUGAAUGAAAUUUUAUUUGAUCCAUAAAAUCAGUCUGGAUAUCUUUUUUCUUCUACCUAAUAAAGGGUUCAUGGA
Molecule: messenger RNA, 529 nt
Organism: Papaver somniferum (opium poppy)
Lineage: Eukaryota; Viridiplantae; Streptophyta; Magnoliopsida; Ranunculales; Papaveraceae
Product: S-protein homolog 2-like
Exons: 1
Coding region: 19-462 (147 amino acids)
Source: RefSeq, a predicted model, not a curated record